This is a messenger RNA of Silurus meridionalis, 1301 nucleotides long. RefSeq names its product globoside alpha-1,3-N-acetylgalactosaminyltransferase 1-like. Gene Ontology annotation, biological process: carbohydrate metabolic process. Gene Ontology annotation, cellular component: vesicle; membrane; Golgi apparatus. Gene Ontology annotation, molecular function: hexosyltransferase activity. The transcript has 7 exons. Bases 119 to 1144 code for a protein of 341 amino acids. NCBI's taxonomy places the organism in Eukaryota, Metazoa, Chordata, Actinopteri, Siluriformes, Siluridae. The record is from RefSeq and is a predicted model, not a curated record.
ACACGCACACACACACACACACACACACACACACACACACACACACACACACAGACACCAAAGUCUAACCAAAGUCUCUAUAGGUUUUUUGUAAGUGGAGGACAGUGAAAACUUCGCAAUGCGCUCUGGACAAAAUUUCUGCCUGUUUUGUCUUUUCAUCACCUGUUUAUUCCUCGGGUUCCUUUACUUCAGCUUCACGUCCCCCUGGUUCAGCCAUGUGUUGAAGUGCAAACCAACUGUGGAAGAAAAAAAGAAUGAUUAUACAGAACUAAUCAUUCCUGCAGGGAUUUCAUAUCCUCAGCCCAGUUUGAGUAACAGUCGGCCAGAUAUUGCCACAACAACCCGAUGGCUGGCACCAAUUGUGUGGGAGGAUUCGUUUGACUUGGCAGUGAUUGACAACAUCUACAAACCCAAAAACAUCACCGUGGCGACCACCGUCUUCGCUGUAGGAAAGUAUGUGCGUUUCCUGAAGGAAUUGAUAGAAUCUGCAGAGCAGCACUUCAUGGUGGGUUACCGAGUGCAUUACUACAUAUUUACAGAUCUUCCAGAUCAGGUUCCUGAUGUAAAGCUGGGAGAGGGGCGUCAUUUGACCAAGAUUAAAACAGCAAGCUCAAGCCGUUGGCAGGAAAUCUCACUACGCCGGAUGGAGAUGGUUGAGAAACUAAUUGAAGAGGAACUCCUGAACAAGGCAGACUACAUAUUCAGCCUCGACGUCGACUCCAAAUUCUAUGCCCACUGGGGGGCGGAGUCUCUGGGCGACCUUGUCGGCGUGCUGCAUGCCUGGUUGUUCUCGAUGUCUCGUCACCAGUUCACGUACGAACGACGUCCCGAGUCGCAGGCCUACAUACCCAUAGAUGCAGGGGACUAUUACUACGGAGGGGCCGUGAUCGGGGGGCGCCUCGACAAAGUGCUCAAGCUUGUGAAGACGUGCCGCAUGCAGUUGGAUAGAGACCGAGCCAAUAAAAUAGAGGCGGUAUGGCAGGAGGAGUCUCAUUUAAACAAGUACUUCCUGUAUAACAAACCCACCAAAUUGCUUUCACCUGAAUACCUGUGGGAUGACAGAAAAGAGAAACCCAACUUCAUGAAAGUGGUGCGUUUUUCACAAGUGGUCAAGAACUAUGCUGAGAUUCGACCAAACCCUUAAUGCACAAUUUACCUUAUUCCCUUGUAUAGUUUUUUAAAAUUUGCUUACCCAAACUGAUUAGACUCUAUGAUCAUGAGAUUUAAAUCAUGUUUAUAAGGGUAUAAAUAAAACUUUGUUAAUGAAACACAAUAAAUACAAUUAUUAAAGGAAAUAUAAU